Molecule: messenger RNA, 744 nt
Organism: Penicillium nucicola
Lineage: Eukaryota; Fungi; Ascomycota; Eurotiomycetes; Eurotiales; Aspergillaceae
Exons: 2
Coding region: 1-744 (247 amino acids)
Source: RefSeq, a predicted model, not a curated record
AUGGAACCACUACCCCAGAAAGAGACACCAACACUACAACCUCAUGCGCCUACUGUGAGGGUUGCUGCGAAAGCUCUAGCCGAUCAGAAUAUCCCGGCGGUGGAGUACGGGCAGCAGAUACAGUGGCGUUUUGGAGACCCUGUGGUUCUUCUCCUUGUUGAAUGGGCAGUCCCCGAUGCACUGCUCUCACUUUCAUCGCAAAUUCUAUCAGACCAUGGAUUUCUCUGUGUUACCCCAUCCACAAGGGUCACUGACAGAUUCGGACAAUGGGAGCGAGCUGGCAUCAUUCACAAGCUAGAUGAGAGCAGUCCAGUAUACCUCUAUCCACUGUCAUUGGUCGGUCUUACGCUCCAAGACACUGUCGAAGUCACAUCUACCUUUGAUUGCAUACCAAGGAUCUUGACGCCUAAGCCUCAAAUAUAUAUGGUAUCGUUGAUCCGUCACCUCCUAAAUCACCGGAUUGGAGAUAGCAUCAGGCUUCGAGUAAAGGAUGAUCUACUCUCUUUUAUAUCCUUUUAUAUUUUGCGCGACAAGCCGCUAAACACCAAAGAGGUGGAAUACAACGAUAACGAGAGCGAAGAAUAUUUUCAGAAAAGAGUGGGAGAUGCAGUGAAGGAGAUGAAACUUGGGAUUGGGGCGCUGAUGGAAAAGAUUACCUGCGUAUUGCUGAAUCUGUCGUUCGCGACUGUCAAUGUAUUGAGCAGCUAUACAGUUGUUGAUGAGCGCAAAAUACUCCGCUUCUAA